This is a messenger RNA of Cyanistes caeruleus (blue tit), 4653 nucleotides long. The record is from RefSeq and is a predicted model, not a curated record. Lineage: Eukaryota; Metazoa; Chordata; Aves; Passeriformes; Paridae.
CUCGCACUAAUAUGCUGCUUGCUGUUUGCUCUCUCUAUUUGAGAAACGUGAUUUGUGACUGUAGCGCUGACGCCUCCAACAUCAUACGAGCUGCUAGAGAACUUGCACAACAAAGCAAAUACCACUUCUAGCUUGGUUCGCUGGAACAUCCAGAAAGAAAGAAGUAGAAGCAACAGUUAGGUCAGCUUGAGGGUGCUGUGGAGUUGCCAUCUCAGAUUUCAGGUCAAAUGCCCUUUAGCUGGGUAUGCAGCCAAAGAAAAGCAGAAUACCAGGCAGCACGUGUGGAGACCCAGUGUUCAAAUGCCACAGAGGGCAAUGCCUAUUCUGCACCAGUCAGUCAGGGCUAUGUUUUACCAGAAGGAAAAAUCAUGCCAAACACAGUCUUUGUUGGUGGAAUUGACUUAAGGAUGAAUGAAGCAGAAAUUCGGAGUGUCUUUGAACAAUAUGGUACUGUGAAGGAGGUGAAGGUCAUCACUGACAGAACUGGUGUUUCAAAGGGGUAUGGAUUUGUGUCUUUCCUGGACAAUGUGGAUGUUCAAAAGAUAGUUGAUUCACAAAUCAACUUCCAUGGUAAAAAGCUGAAACUGGGGCCAGCAAUCAGAAAACAACAAAACUUAAAUUCCUGUGUGUAUCCCAGACAACUAGUUCUUGGUCCUCCUCCACCACAGUUCCAGAGUGUAUGGGGUAGUCAGGGUAUGGAAACGUACAUGCAGCCUCCAGCUGUCAUGAACCCAGUAACACCCUAUGUUCAGCCCUAUCCAUACAGUUCAUCACCAGCUGUACUGCUAAAGCAGCAAGUUCCCAUUGGGUAUCAACCGGCUUACAACUAUCAGGCUCAACCACAGUGGCUUCCUGGAGAGCAAAGAAAUUAUGUAAUACCUCCAACUCCGUACUUAAAAACUCCACAGGUGUAUGCUCCAGUAAACUAUCAUGCCACUGAGGAUGCAGGAUUUGUACAGAUGGAAUGUGCUGUUCCAGAGCCCACACAGUUGCCUAACAGCCCACAAAAGAAGUCUGUGGACAGGGGCAUGCAAACAGUAUUAUCCUGUCUGUCUAAUCCUGAGAACCAGCUGACAAAUGACUUUGUAUCACAAGACAACAAUGUAAAGGAGAAUAAGACAUUCCACUUGAGAAAAGGAAGGACAGUACACAAAAACAUUUGAUCAACAAAGACUUCAAAGUACUUAAAUUAAUGACCUAGAUGGUACUUCAGUUUAGCAUUACAGAGUGUAACAAUUUCUCCAAGAUACUUCAAGUAAUGCUUGUGCUCAUGUUCUACCUGUUUUGAUACUGUUGUUGUUGCUUGAAUAGUUUGAAGUUGUAAGAGUUGACAAACUUCAGUGUUACUGUUUUGUGCUUCCCCUGAUAAGAGACUGGAAUGUUGGAGAGUUUUAUGUGUUUGCUGUAUGUGGAUUUUUCUCUGAGCUUUAAGGUACAGUUUGCAUAUUACACAUGUUUUUUUGUUAACUACAAUUUGACUCAUACUGACCAUUUAACUCCUGCCGUUUAGAAAUGGAAGUAGUUAUUUGCCCAAGAGAAUGUAUUUUAAGACUGAACUCUUAAAUCAGUGCAAAAGAAGAUGAGAAGUUGUAACUGAGCUGAAGCCCUGUAAGUCCUGGUUGCCUUUAGACGACAUAAUCAAUGUGAUUAUGUUCAUUGAUGACCGUCUAUGUACCUGCAGUCUUGAAAAUCAGUAUUAUUUUUGGGUAAAUAAUGAAGGGAAUCCUGAAAUUCAUGUAUGUAACUCAAAAUGCAAGAAUGUUAUCUGUAUUGGACACUCAGCCAAUACAAGUUUUUUUUACUUGAAAAGUCUUAGCAAUACCUGUAUUUUAAACUUCUGAGAAAACACUGCACUUAAAUAAGCCUUUGUUAUGUGAUGCAAACUGUUAAUCAAAGAAUAUGUGUAUGACUGUUUUAAUAAUCAUGUAGAUUUUAGGUGUGUAUUGUGAAACAGUGAAAUAAAUUUUUACUUUUCUUUGGUUUCCUAGAUUUCUGGUGAACCAAAUCGAAAUAAUAACUUGUUAAAGCUGUUAAAAAAAGCUGUUAAAAACUUACUACUCUGUGUGAGAUUUCCAGUUGCUAUAAAUCUAUAGCAAACUUUCAUUUUGCAUAGAUAGUAGCUGAAGUUUAAAAGGAGUAGAAUUGAGAAAACAGUCUGGUUUGUUGGGUCCUAUAUUGUUUUUUUCCUCCUACUCAAACACCUCAAUCUCUCCAGACAAUUUAAGAAAACUAUUCCUGUCUUGUUUAGAAUUCAUAUAUGUCUAAGACUGCAUGUUCAGCUUCAAAUUUCCAGAAGGUUUAGAGAUAGUAAUGGCUAAACAAAGACUUAGCUAGAAAUACAUGUUAGUGAAAUAUCUGGAAGGGAACUGGAUAAGUGAGGGAAUAUGGCUAGAGCAAAUGUCCACGGACUGCUUCUCAGGAGUGUUCUGGAUAAAAUUUUAUUAAAGGAGGUGGGGAAGAAUGUUACAAAGCUGAAAAAAGUGGUGAAAAAAUUACCAAUGUUCUGAUAGCAUAAAUUAACCUGGAAAAAGUAAAGCUCAUACUAAUUUCUGUACUCACUGUUUCAUGUUACUGAAGAUAAGUAUUAAGUGUUCCCAUGAUACUGAUUUGCCACAUUUUUCUCAGAUGGCUCUUUUAAAGAUAGUCGUUUGAUUGUGCUUAACUUGUGUUAGCAGCUUUUUUGCAAGGGCUUUUCUAGUAUUGAAUUUGGACCCUGUCCUUUCCAGCUUUCAGUAUCUAAACAAACCUGCAUGUGCUUUCAAAGCUGUGAUGUCAGUUUAUUGAUAAAAGGUAGCUGUUUCUUCGCAAAUGCAGGUUUCUUUUUGGCUUGAUGUUUUAGGUUGACUUGGUUGCACCAGGCCUUACCUGAGGCUUUCUGCUGUAGCUCUAGGAAAAUACAAAGGGCCCUGUGCUUAACUGUCUCAUUGAAGAUGUCCCACCACCAAAAGAAAAGCUUAAACCUGAACAUGUCUACACAGAGUGCGUGAUUUCUGUUUAUUUGACUGAGUGUUACGCAUAGGACCAUCUUUCAUUGAAAUGGUCAUACUAGAUUCUUACAGACAUGCUGAGAGGUUUUAUUACAGGGGAAUAGCCAAGGCCUUCUAAGUACCAAUUAUUUUUUCUUCCAUUAGAUCAUGUUCAUCUUAGCUGGUUCUGCUAGCUGCUUACCUGUAGAGAAUUGAUUUUUUUUUUCUUUAGUUAUAACUAAACCCAUGCCUUUUUAAUGUUCUUUUGAGGUACCAUAUAAGACAUAACAUAAAGCAUAACAAAACUAAUAGGUAAGUCUCUUUACUGUUGGGUUCAGAAAGCUGAAACAUCUGUUUAAUACUGCUAUGACUGAAGGCAUUUCCAAAAUUAGUGCAUGGUUGGAGCAUUUUGCAAAUUUGUACCCCUUGUAUUCUUAAAUCAAGUGGACCAUGUAAACUGAACUAGCAGGAAUAGUGAGUCCUUGUGCAUCUGCAUUUGCUUGCACACAGUAUCUACAUUCUGUGAGAGACUCAAAAGCUUUGAGUGUACUUUAAAUAUUAAAACAGCUCUUUGCCAAAAGAAACAAUUGCUUAGACAAGAUAGAAAAAUUCAGUGCUUGCAUUUAAUUGGUAUUCUAGAGCUAUGGCAUUUGGUUUGUUUUAUGGUUCUUGCCUGAAAUAUCCCAGUUUGCUGUUUGAUAGCCUUUUCAUAUCUUUUUACACAUUUUGCCACCUGACAGAAUUAUUCUUGGAAUGAGACAGCCAGACAGAUGGUAUUCUUGGAUCUCCAUUAGAAUGAUUGUCUGGCACAGACACUAAUUCCCUGUCAAAAUGGAAAUAUUUUUUUUCCUUCUAGGUAUUUGUGUGCUAAACGAAGUUGCUAAGCUAUCUUAAUCUGAAGGUGAUGUGGUCCUUUAUUGCUACAAAGAAGCAAAAGGGUUUUCACAGGGCUUUUUUUGUAUACUUUACUGAAAGAGAUUUUUGAAGUCCUGUAAUGGUUCUGUAUUCCUUGCAGGAAUGACUUUCUAUACCAAUAUUUUAGAAGAGAUAUAUAAUUUAAGAGCUUUUUAUGUCUGCCACUUUCAGUGUUGCUAAGAAAGUUAAAAAAAAAGGUGAUCCCAAGCCAUUAGGAAAACUGAGAUUUCUUCAGAUAGAAUAUGCAUCUCAAAAAUCCUUAAGGUAGCUUUACAACCCAGAUGGAUUCUUACUUCCAACCUUAUUGUUUCUGCUGUAAAAUUUGGGCUGAACCUUGGGAGACAAGCUAAUACUGUAAUAACUUUUAAAGGAAAAGGCCCCAGAUGAGUUCAAAGAGGCCUUUGUAUUGUCCCAGGGACUAUUCAAGCUUUAACUUUGGUGAAUAACUGUAAUGGGUUGGUCUGUUUGUUUUUUUUGUUUCCAAGAAAACCUGUUUUUUUGUUUUGGGUAUUUGGACUUCUUUUUCCUGAGUAGUGUGAACUUGUGUGUAGUGGGUGCUCAAGACAAAUAUGAAAAAGGGUUUUCUGUUCCUUUACUUCAAGGUUAUGAGACUGUAGGUAGUACAGAAGUGAAGACAGGAUUUAUAUUUAUAAGCAUGUUGCUGUAGAAUAUGCUGCUAGUCCAAAAGCAAUUAUUGUAUAGUUAUUCUCAUUUUAAUUAUCUCAAAAUUUCUAAAUAUGUACUCAAAUAAAGAUGCAUGCUGUAGCUAAUA